AUGAGGUCGCUUCUUUGCUUGGGACCACUUCUUUUUCUGGUCAUUGCUGUUUCUGCCAAUGUGGAGAAGACCAUAUUCAAGGCACCCAAACCUAGCCUGCUGCAAUCACAUCAGGCCAUGUUCGAUGACUUGGAGAUAGAGCGAUUAUCCCCAAAGACGCCAUCCACCAGAACAUAUAUCGCAGCUUCAUUUCCGUCGGAAGAAUCUCCCAAAGGGUUUGAAAGCUGGUUUUACCUUGACUCUUUGGAACCUGGUCAGCGAUAUGAGGUUCGCAUUUGCUACCUCGCAACUCAACCAACAUCCUUCACUGUUACAACCCUCACCGUUUCCGAAAUCCUUGACUCGCCUUCCUUAAUCUCCAGCCUAACAACAUUCGCAACAUCACACUUCCCAACCCUCCUCGGACGGCUUCAAAGAGACUACCAACAAAGCCACGAGCACCAAUCCAACAACCCUUUCGCCCUCCCGCCAAAACUCGGCAGCUCGGGAAGCCGGAACGCUCGUAACAGAACUCCCACCUCCGCCUUAUUUCUGCAAGUCCAUGCCGCCGCUGAUUACUUCACAGUAGAUAAGGGUCUAAUGGAGAAUGUGCCCCCAGUGCAUGUUGAUAUCAUUCUCGACCCUUUCAUUUUUAAUGUGUUUCCGAGAUCGUUGUUGCCUACUGCCGCGUACAUUCUUACUCUUGCGGUGGUGUCCUGGGUUAUCUCUCGGUUUAUAUGGAUUGGGGUUGAAGGUGUAGUGGACUUGUCUAAGAAGAAAGGAGAUCGGGGAGAUGAGCGGUGGAAGGAUGGAGGCGCGGGGAAAAAGGAUAUAUGA
Messenger RNA from Histoplasma capsulatum G186AR, 816 nucleotides. RefSeq lists its product as uncharacterized. The record is from RefSeq and is a predicted model, not a curated record. Gene Ontology annotation, biological process: GPI anchor biosynthetic process. Gene Ontology annotation, cellular component: mannosyltransferase complex; endoplasmic reticulum membrane. Lineage: Eukaryota; Fungi; Ascomycota; Eurotiomycetes; Onygenales; Ajellomycetaceae. Gene Ontology annotation, molecular function: mannosyltransferase activity. Bases 1 to 816 code for a protein of 271 amino acids. The transcript is spliced from 2 exons.